AAUGACGUCGGCUGACCUUUGGCACAGAGUCUUCGCCGAACGCGUCAGUGCUGCAGUGCAUGAGGAUCGUCCUGACCCGACCGCAGUUCACGAUGAACAGAGUUUUUUGUAAAACGAACGUGACACGCUUGGCUGCCGUGCUGCAAAGGUUUCAGAGCACUUUGGUGGUUGCGGAACAUAACAAUGACAAGUUGACGCCGAUUACACUGAACGCUAUCAGUGCUGCGAGUAAACUUGGUGGAGAGGUGGCUUGUCUUGUGGCAGGAACAAACUGUGCAAAGGUUGUGGAGGAAAUCAGUAAAGUCCAAGGUGUGAAGAAAGUUUUGGUGGUUCAGAACGACUCUUGUAAAGGAGCUCUGCCAGAGGAGCUCACGCCACUCGUCUUGGCGACACAAAAGCAGUUCAACUUCACCCAUAUAUGUGCCGGUGCAUCUGCCUUUGGAAAGAACCUACUGCCAAGAGUGGCUGCAAAAUUGGAUGUGGCUCCAAUCUCCGAUAUUAUUGAGAUCAAGUCCCCGGAUACGUUUGUCAGAGCCAUCUAUGCUGGAAAUGCUCUUAGCACGGUAAAGUGUACCGAACCCGUGAAGGUGUUCACCGUAAGAGGGACGUCGUUUGAGGCGGCGCCCGCAGAGGGAGGAAGUGCUGCAACAGAAAAUGUGGCUGCCGCUUCCGCCGUGGGAAUUUCUGAGUGGCUGGAACAGAAUCUGACGAAGAGUGAUCGUCCUGAGUUGACCAGUGCAAAGGUGGUCGUGUCAGGAGGAAGAGGCUUGAAGAGUGGAGAAAACUUUAAACUGCUCUAUGACCUCGCGGACAAAAUGAACGCAGCAGUUGGUGCUUCUCGAGCUGCAGUGGAUGCUGGGUAUGUUCCGAAUGAUAUGCAAGUUGGACAAACAGGCAAGAUUGUAGCACCGGAGCUGUACAUUGCUGUGGGCAUCUCUGGAGCGAUUCAACACUUGGCUGGCAUGAAAGACAGCAAGACUAUUGUGGCCAUCAACAAGGAUCCAGAGGCUCCCAUUUUCCAGGUGUCAGACUACGGCCUGGUUGCCGAUCUCUUCAAGGCUGUUCCUGAGAUGACCGAAGCGUUGAGCAAGUGAGGAUGAAACGAGCGUCCGAAAACUAUCAUGUAGCAGCUGCCGUCUUGACCACCAAGAAAGAGUACAGGAUGCACCUCGGCCUGCUGGGAAUAUCUUUAGAUCAGUGACACCAUUUUUAUAUAUACGCACAUUUUAAAUGUCAACAAUUGAAACAGUACUUUGCAGAUUUUUUUUGUCCCUCCGAUAGCUGCAAUUCCACUGAAUGGGAAAGUGUCUGCUGUGUCUGGAAAGUAUUCCUGCUGAAGCUACAGGAGUUGUCAUUUUGGGAUGUAUUAAAGGUGACAAUUGACCACUCA
Molecule: messenger RNA, 1390 nt
Organism: Hippocampus comes (tiger tail seahorse)
Lineage: Eukaryota; Metazoa; Chordata; Actinopteri; Syngnathiformes; Syngnathidae
Gene: etfa
Product: electron transfer flavoprotein subunit alpha
Exons: 12
Coding region: 60-1094 (344 amino acids)
Biological process (GO): fatty acid beta-oxidation using acyl-CoA dehydrogenase
Cellular component (GO): mitochondrion
Molecular function (GO): flavin adenine dinucleotide binding; electron transfer activity
Source: RefSeq, a predicted model, not a curated record